UUCUUCCUUAUUCGAAAAAACAUCUGAUCACUAAAACCUCAUAGGAUCCGAUUUUUUUUCUGUUUAACCUAUAAUAAAUAUCUUUAGGUGCAAAACAUCUGAUACCAACAUGAACCAUCGUAAAAUUGCCUUCGUAUUCCUUCUUCUUGGAUCGUUAUGUGCAAUAUUAGCGUUCUCAACAACUAGUUGGAUGGAAUUAUCCCACAAUGGUUUGAAAAUUCACAUCGGAUUGUGGCGCAUGUGCUCAACAAAUUGCUCAGAUCUUAACGGCAUAGUAUUACGUUGGUACGGUUUCGUUCAAGCUACAGCGUGUAUAGGCCUUGUUGGAACCAUUGUUGUCAGUAGUCUUUUGGGACUUUGUCACUACGUUGAACGUUUCCAGAAGAAUAUUGCAAUUCUCCGUUUCACAGCAGUUACCUGCAUCAUUACAUGGAAAAUAUCAGGUUACGUUGUGUUUGUGUUGUCAUGGAUACGACGGUCAUCCGACGCCAUGUUUAAUGAAGAUCUCAUAUAUAUGGGGUUACCUGCUAUAAAGACUGACAGGGCUGAUAUAUCGUACAGCUUUUUUAUAGCUGUUUUUGGAGCACAGUUCACAGUGUUAGCAGGUAUUAUCUUGUUUCAAAUGAUGGAUGUUUCAAAACAAGGAGAACCAUUAUACACCGAAAAAUCAGUCGAUGCAACUUAAUAAUAUCUACAUGUACCUUUAAUUUUACAAACCGAAAGUUUAUUUAACAGUUGAUUAAUUUUAACUUAAAAUGUUUGCACAUCGUUCAUACUUUGUUUGUUUGAUUUCAAUUUAAAAAAAGAAAUUCUUUUCAUGACUCAAACUGUAUUAUAAUUUUAUAUUUUUUUCUGUAAUCACAGCUGAUGAUAAUAAAAUGUUUUGC
Magallana angulata is the source of this 887-nucleotide messenger RNA. RefSeq lists its product as uncharacterized. The record is from RefSeq and is a predicted model, not a curated record. Lineage: Eukaryota; Metazoa; Mollusca; Bivalvia; Ostreida; Ostreidae. The transcript is spliced from 3 exons. The coding region runs from base 110 to 685 and encodes 191 amino acids.